Spodoptera litura is the source of this 5001-nucleotide messenger RNA. RefSeq lists its product as uncharacterized. NCBI's taxonomy places the organism in Eukaryota, Metazoa, Arthropoda, Insecta, Lepidoptera, Noctuidae. The record is from RefSeq and is a predicted model, not a curated record.
CUCAUAAUUUGUACAGUACCUACUAUUACUACAUGCAAAGGAAAUUUACAAUAUUUUCGUAACCAUAGCUAAACAACAAUAUAUAUUGCUCUUAUGUAAAAAAACACGCAGUAAACUGAUUCUCCACGUUCUCUACACAUUUCAUUGUUAUCCACUUGAGUAUCAUGUCGAAUGUCGUUUGCAAAUUGUUUCAAAGUGUUAAUAACAUUAAUUUCGUAAGUGCCACUCCCCAUCGCUGACGGUCGGAUGAAGUAAACCUAAACAAACUGAAUAUGCCAAGUGCCAAUUGUGUCACAACUAUGUAUGAUUCGUUUACAAGUUAGCAUAUUUCAAGGCGUAAACAACCAUGUUUGUUUUGCGAAAUGGAAGUCUGGACGAACUUAGAGUAUGUAGUGAAUGUUCUCCGAUGCUGCUAAUUACAAAAGCUUCAAUGUGCUCACGAUAUAGUAAUCCGCUUAAGGUCAAUGCACUCUCUGAACAAUAACAACAGGCGAACUAAACUUUUGCAAGAUCUUCUAGUCUAGUUAAAAGUUGUAUCUAAUGUAAUCAUUUAAAUUCGUUAUCCACCGAAAUUAAGGAAGCAAUUUUCAACAGGACUAAUUUAGUUGACGGUUCAAAGAGGAUGCAUUAUGUUUCCGUUAACGACCGCGCAUCUAAAGUGGUCGUAAUUAUGGACCGGAGUUCUUAGGCGAAAAGUAUCUUUCUAGAAUUUGUGUUCAUAAUUUCAAUGAAAAUAAAGUCUAUAAUUGGAUUAAAUUGAGUACUUGCUGCAAUAGUUCUUUUAAAUAAUAUUGCAAUGUUCACUGUUCACACGAAUCGUACUUCAAUAGUAUUUUUUCUGUGAGCUUUAAAUUCCUUUAUUUUUUGCUUCUUUUGUCCUGUUUCCCCGUCCCGAGCCGUUCAUAUGUUUAUUCCGUUCGCACCCCUUGGUGAUUUAUACGUAGUCCGAGCCCAUUAUCCAGAUUUGAAUCGUCGCUCUUCCCGAAAGUGCCAUUCGUUAAAUUCCAUUUUUAAAAAGUAGUCGGCGGAUGCGUUGCCUCCGGUGUUGUCACCACUGCGUCGCCGGUAUAUCCAAAUAUUGCUAACGAGUUCAUACAUUUCUCCGGUUGAUUGAAUUCCGACGGAAAUGGGAUUCUGUAAGCGGAAGGGGACUAGAAGUUUGACAAUUUUUGUGCCAGUGUAGCGUAUACCGGUCAAGCUCUCUAUUAUUCUCGUGUGUUGCGCGUGCGCCGCUGCGUGUUUAGUUGCGUUCGUAGCACGACCAAGAAUAGGCGUCACAGUGAUGGUUCCUGGCUGAAAGGUUUAUCUAGUUCGGGUGUCGGUAUCGGUACUACUCGCGAGCGAUCAGCGGGUUGUGCAACAACCUGUAGUGGUUCUUUAAAAAUUUAAACGUACCGCUGAUUAUUAUUAUUGUGUACUUGUGUACGAGGAGAUAUUAUUGCUUCAGUACUACACUGGAACCUCAGCCAUGAAGUCGUGCUCAUAAUUUACAUUUAAUUUGUAUUACAUAUAUUUCACACGUUAUCACCUGACGUGGGUUUGUAUAUUGAUAGUACGUGAUAAGCAGUUACGAUAGAUAAGGAAAAACGGGCAUCGGUGUGUUUGUUGACUAAAAUUGGCGGUGUAAAAGUACCAUGACAUUGUGUUAGUGUUUUUUUCUGCGGAAAGCUUUUGUGUUGGAUAGUAGAAAAAGUAAUUAAGUGAAGAGUUUCGUGUUAAAACGUAAUAUACGUAUGAGUGAUGCGUCUGCGGCGCGGUGCAAGUGUUGCGUUAGGACUAUUUUCGUAGCACGGAAAUAAGAGCGGCAAAAGGAGCAAAAAGUUGAGAUCGUCUGAAAAACUUUAGGACGAGUGUCGAAUGUAUUUCUGUCUGUUGUAAACCGAUGUCUACAACACUUGUGCUUGGAAUUGUUGUAAUGCUGUAAGAAGUAUUCACUGAAAAUGAAGAAGAGGACCAUCUCUAAACUCAAGUCUAUAUUCGGCUCCAAGAAAGGCAAGCGACAACAAGAACAACCUUUAAAGUCUUCACGUUCGCCUUCGCCUGAGCCGGUGGGGGCGGCUUCCCCGGUUCCAGGCAAUGAUGAUUCGUUCCGGCCCAUCUUGAGGACUCCGCCACCAAGCCGGGCAGGGCCGCCACCUUCACCACCAGUGCCUACACACCCCAUAGCUCCAGUUGCCCCCGAACCUGCAGCUCCUCUUCCCCUUCUGCCAUGCGCAGUUUGUGGAAGAACCUUCGUGCCACAAUCUUUGGCAAAACACGUGAAAAUAUGUGAAAAGAUGACAGUGAAGAAAAGGAAAACAUUUGAUUCUUCCAGACAGAGACGUGAAGGGCUGAUCGCGGCGAACGGUGCUAAUUCCGGUACAGACUUGGAGCAAUACUUGCCAAAGAACUUCGGUCUUCCAGAAAACAGUCCGUUCUUAGAGAAAAGUCCGCCGAACACAGCUAAGCCGACGCCAAAACCCAAACCACAGUCCGUCAGGAACGCUAUAACGAAGCCAAUGGCUGAACUACAAAGGUGUCCGCACUGUAACCGUGCGUUCGGCGUACGCGCAUUCGAGCGUCACGUGGAGUGGUGCGCGGAUAAAGCGAAGAUAUUGCCGGCAGCGCCCGCGCAACCACCGCAACACAUCGCCGACGCCAAGCAGCGUCUCAAUGCGCGCACGCAGUACAAAGCUCCACCCGUGCGCGGACGACGGUCAUCACAAACACGCGAUAAGUCUUCAAACAGCCGGUCAGCGUCAGUGGACUCAUCACGAGGGGUGUCUCCCCCUCAACCUCGAGAAUAUGGCGACUACAGACAAGGACGCGCCAGAGCUUCAGAAUCUGUCUCCAGCAAUGACUGUCACGAUGAUCCUUCUCCUCACAUGCCAGUGAUUAGAAACUCUAGGAAUUCACAAAACAGUUCGUCAGGCGAUGCCAACGUCAAAGCAAGACAAGCCAGGCUCGCUAGGGACCUUAGCAGCUCUAGGCUUGACGACAAUUACGAUCCAUUCGUAUCAGCUGCUAGGCAAAUGAAAGAACUCAUGUCCUCAGACACAAACAUUCCCAAAAAAAUACAAACUUCCAAAGACCACAGCAGAACCCUUCCUGCCCUCCAACCCGCUAAAGACAAAGGCUCGUCCUCCUAUCUACGAUCUGAUAACAGCAAAAUGAUAAAAGACACACUUAACAAAACAUAUCAGAAAACUCCCACACUUCAGAGAAUGAAGUCAUUCGGUAGCACAAACAAUGAAAACAGUACCAACACGUUCGGUGGUCGUUGCAGCUCAUUUAGACUUAAUAGAAAUGACAAAAAGCCUAGUCCAAAAUUAAAUACAACCUUUACUAAAUCCAGUAAAGAAAACAUAAGUACAGUCGAAAAGAAUUACUUCAAUCGAAAUAGUAGUUUGAAUAGGUCCUUCUCCAGUUACACCGCUUCAAGUUACAGUACUCCUAAGCCUAAAGACAAAAUCCCUAAAAUUGCUACUUCCAUGUAUCAUAGCUUCCAACGCACGACUAUAAAACAACCUGUUAAAUUAGAUAAAAUAAAGAGAGAUAACGAGAAGAAAGACUUCGUCAAUCUCGAUGCUAUCCUCGCUGACGACAAUUCGUCAAUGACUGACAGUAAUUACAUUGAUCCAAGGCUCAUAAAUGAAAAUGACAAUCUGCCCAUCAAUGUUAAUACCAUAUUAAAUAACCCUGAUAUCAUUAGUAGCAUGGAAUCUCUUCUCACUACAGAAAACUUGCCUAAAAGAUUCGAAUCAUUUAGUACUGUCAACAUAAACAAUAACAAAAACUUCAAUAAUAAUAUUACUGAUCUGUGUAACAAAACCAUGAAAGAUGAACCGAAUAAUAACGUUAGUAAAACCCCUGCCCCCACUUCUGAUGAUCUAAGCAUUCAGUAUGAUAAAAUUAUGUAUUCAUUAGAACAAAGUAUAGCUUCUAAGACCUCUACUAGAGAUGACGAUUCUCUAUGCGAGGACUUUGACCUUGAAGAAUUCAUGACUUCAUUCGAUGAAGAAAUACUUAAGCAGAAAUUAGAGAACAAACGCACAUGUAGUUCCACCACUAGGGUAGUUAAACAGUCCGAGCUUGCUGAUAGCAACAGGACAUCAGAAUUAAAUAGUGUUAGUUCAUCGCCCAAAGUAGUGAAUGGUAUGAACCCAGUUAAUAAGUCAAUGUCUCUAACUUUUAGCAGUAACAAUAUAGGAAGCGAGAGCCUUUUCCCAUCCUCUGUGAAACGUUCCACUUCCCUCCUCGAUUCCAUCCAAAAGAAAAAUACGCUCAAGAUAGACAGUGGGAAAAGCCGCCAUAAAUCCGAUCAACUGGAACAAGACCUCAUGCAGUCUCUUAAAGAUUUUGACAAAUUCUACGAAAAUGAGAAGAACGAAAACCAGUCUAGUAAAGAGAUGCCAAGUUACAAUGGAACUGCGAAAAGGGAUACUCGCAUAAAAACUGAACGAAAAAUCAAGAAAGUUGAAAACCAUACCAAUGGGAACCACACGCCGAAUGGCAAGCAGAGUAAUGAUUCAGCUUAUAGCAGGUUAGUCAGUUUAAACAGGAUAUCCCCGUCGAAACUUUCAUUAUGUACUUCCAAGGAACCCAACGGAUUGACGUCUUUAGAACAAAUCCCAGCGGGUUCGGACUCUAGCGGCAGUCACAAGGAGGACGUGAGGUCAAUUUCUAGCGACGAGUUCCUCGCGAUGGAGCGGUCGGCAGAGCUAGACGAACCUCUUCCACCUCCAGACCUUUUAUUUAAGGAACAAGACAAUCAUAUCGACAAGCGCGUAAGUUCUCGUGCGUCGUCGCGGCAGAGUCCGACGUGGCGCCCGCGUGCCUCGCUCAGCUCGAGCGGCUCGGAAGCAUCCCUGGCGAGGCGGCGCGACCAAGCACCCGCGCAAUGCCGCCGACCCUCGCGGUUUUGUCACGAAUGUGGCAACAAGUUCCCCGUCGACACCGCCAAGUUCUGCAUCGAAUGUGGCGUCAAGAGACUCGUCGUCUAACGUCACGGGGAACUCUAUG